UUUCCUUGACUUUACAGCAGCUGCGUGCCCGGGGACAAAACGGUGCUGCUGGCCCUCCGUGCAGCAUUUAUGUCCUUUAGGACAGGACCAGAUGCCGUCGGUAAGCACUCCCCAUAUGCCUACGUGCUCCCUCCCACCCCGCGACCACCGCCGCCAGAGCCGGGACCCGCGGGGCGGAGGAGGAGCAAGCAAGGGGCGGGGCGCCCCCCGCGCCGCCCCCUCCCCGCCGGCAGGGGGCGCUCGCCCCCGGGGACACACAUAAGAUGGCGGCGACGGCGUUAGCGAGCGGCAGAGCCGGGACCCUCUGACAGCGCUGCCGCCAUGUUGGUGAGGGCGGGAGCGGCAGUAGCAACGACCCUGCCUGGGCUGCGGCGGUUGUGGCGGGGCGGGGGGAGCGGGGCCGCCGCCUGCUUCCCGCUGAGCCGGGCGCUGCUGGCCGUGCGAGGCGCGGAGGCCGCCGCCUUCCUGCAGGGGCUGCUCACUAAUGACGUCACGCGGCUGGUGGCGGAGGGCAGCCCCCCCGCGGGCGCUGGCGGCACCGCGGCCCCGGCGCGGGCGCUCUACGCGCAUGCGCUCAACGUGCAGGGCCGCUGCCUGUAUGACGUCAUCCUGUACAGGCUUCACAAGAGUCCAGAAGAAGAGCCACGCAUCCUGCUGGAGUGUGACAACAGCGUGCUGGACGCCCUACAAAAACAUCUGAAACUGUACAAGAUCCGGAGGAAAGUAAACAUCACUCCUUGCCUUGACCUUUCUUUGUGGGCCAUUGUCCCCAGGGAGGGGACUGGAGACAUUGCCAGUUCCCUCACUCAGUGUGCAGACCAGGCUCUGAUUUUAACUCCUGACCCCAGAACAGAAGCCAUGGGCUGGAGACUGAUUACAAAGAAAGGAGCAAAUCUGUCAGAGAUUAUCCCUGGAAGUCACAUUGGAGAUGUUGAGGAUUACCACAGGCACAGGUAUAAACAAGGAAUUCCUGAAGGUGUGAAAGAUCUCCCUCCUGGAGUAGCCCUCCCACUGGAAUCCAACCUGGCGUACAUGAAUGGUGUCAGUUUUACCAAAGGCUGUUACAUUGGACAGGAGCUGACAGCCAGGACCCACCACGUGGGCGUCAUUCGCAAGCGUCUGCUGCCAGUCCAGAUCUCAGCUCCUCUUCCCAAGGACAGCAUUCCCGAGGGGGCUGAGAUCCUAACCCAGUCUGGAAAGUCAGCUGGCAAGUUCCGUGCUGGAAGAGGUGAUCUUGGCAUUGCUCUGCUGAGGUUAGCUAAUGCUAAUGAAACACUCAGCCUCAACCUAGCAGGGCAUAAAGUGAAGCUCACUGCAAGUAUUCCUGAGUGGUGGCCAAAGAAUUCUGGUAAAUAGAUGAGGCAUUUAUUGCACAUUUGCCUUAUUGAGAAUAGAUUUUUGUGGCAUAAAUUUGGGAGGGCAGCUAUGCCCUCAGCUGCUGUUUGUGGUGUUUGAUGGUGAGGGGGCAUUACAGGAUUCUUUAGAUCAGGACAGAACAGCAGGAACCCAAAGCUGUUGUACCCAUGGAGUGUUGCUGAUCAGAAUAACCAUUCUAUGGUGUUCUGGUGGGUUUUGUUAAUGGAGAUCAUGCUUCUCUUACCUUGCAGAUGAUACAUACUCAGGCUGAAGUGAGCAGAUUGCUCCUUGCACUGAGCUGCUUCUUAAACUUGCUGAUUCUUGGGUUUUUUCCCUCCCACUCUAACUGCUGAUGGUGUUCAGGAAGAGGAAUACCUGUACUCUACAUUUCAGACUUGAGUUCUCUGGUGGAAAAGCUCUCAAAGAUCGUUGUUCUCUGGUUCAGCACUAGCAGCAACCAGCUCCUCUGGCACACCUGACCCUGGUCCUGCACAUUUCCUUCCUUAGAUAAGCAUUUCAGAGGGAAGUGCUACAUUAGAGAGAUAAGGUUCACUGGUGCCUGCCCUGGGUGACUUGUAUGGGUGCGCUGGUGCUUGGCAGACAAAUCUCUCAGCAGAAGCAUGCCCUCCAGUUGCUGACAACAGCUGAGGGAUGGAUUUUGGUGGAGGUUUUUUGCGUUACCAUCUUUGAUUGUUCAUAAUGUAGAAAAAUCUUCUGCACUUCCCUGAAGCCUUUGGCAGGAGUUAGCUCACUGGUAACUCCAGCCUGUACCCCUUUCAGACCUUUGCUCCAUCCCUGAGCUUUUAGCUGCAGUCCCUGGAGAGCAGCUUAAUGCUCCUAGCUAAGCCUGGAGUUUCUGAGGGAGGAUUUUCACCAUGCUCUGAUGCUUCACCACCAUGAUUUUUCUGAGAGCCCUUUGUAUGCAAAACCCUAUCCCUCCUACUGUCUCUAGCUGUAGUUUGCUCAAUCCACCAUCUCCUGUGGUACUCAAGAGCAGCCCAAUACUUCAGCCUUUCUUUGCUGCUUGUUCUGGCUCCUGCUGCUCUUCUCUCUUCACAGUUUCUCUUGCUUCUGCAGCAUCUCUCUUUGCUUCCCCAAAGCAAAUCAGCUCUGUGCCUCCUUGCCUCCUCAGCCUGCAGGAGCCCUCCUGCAUUGGUGUGCAUGUGCAUGUGUGUGUGUAAGGGCACAAUGAGAGAGAGACGCAGGCAAGAUCCCACACAGACCAAAAAAUAAACCUCUUGUGUGCCUAUUUGUGACAAAAAUUGGCAUUUCUGUUGAGCCAUUACUGUGAAAAAUGCUCAUAUUGGUUAAAACUUAAUGCUUGCUGUAAAAUGAGUUUGUGGACUAUCUCAUUAAAAGUUGGUUGUAAUUUAAA
This is a messenger RNA of Pogoniulus pusillus (Red-fronted tinkerbird), 2731 nucleotides long. It is a transcript of the gene IBA57, whose product is annotated as iron-sulfur cluster assembly factor IBA57. The transcript has 3 exons. Gene Ontology annotation, biological process: iron-sulfur cluster assembly. Gene Ontology annotation, cellular component: mitochondrial matrix. Gene Ontology annotation, molecular function: protein binding. The record is from RefSeq and is a predicted model, not a curated record. The coding region runs from base 322 to 1356 and encodes 344 amino acids. Lineage: Eukaryota; Metazoa; Chordata; Aves; Piciformes; Lybiidae.